Pyricularia pennisetigena is the source of this 1929-nucleotide messenger RNA. RefSeq lists its product as uncharacterized. The transcript is spliced from 2 exons. Gene Ontology annotation, molecular function: protein binding. Gene Ontology annotation, biological process: protein polyubiquitination. NCBI's taxonomy places the organism in Eukaryota, Fungi, Ascomycota, Sordariomycetes, Magnaporthales, Pyriculariaceae. The record is from RefSeq and is a predicted model, not a curated record. Bases 1 to 1929 code for a protein of 642 amino acids.
AUGGGGUCGAAUCCAGAAAUGUCAGGUUCCAACGCGAGCGGGCCACCUUCCGCUGUGGCACGGAAACCAGAGGUGGCCUUGGCAGGUCUCCCCGAGGAAAUUCUUCUCGCGAUAUUACUUUAUCUGGAGCCAACCGAUAUUGCUCGAUUACAGCAAGCAUCCCGAAAGUUCUGCAGUCUGUUUCGGGACAACACCUUCUGGCGCUCCAUCUGCCUACAGGAGUCUGCCUUUCUCGAGGCUUACAAUCGCCGCCGAGGUGGUCUCCACAACUCAAGACUAAAUCCGGACUCUAUUAAAAGAAUAGCUAUACAAGUCAGCCAUGAUGCGGAUCUCAAAUCAGAAUUGCGGGGCCCUGUGAAGAAGGAGAGGCGUCGGAUAAUGGCAAACUGGGACCCGACAUACGUGGGCGAGGACGUGUCGUGGUACAGCGAGUACAUACAGCGACACGGAAAGAUCACCAUCAACUGGCUGCAGCAGCCACAAAUAAGCGAAGGCUCCGAGAUUCGGGCGAAUGAGGUCAAGGGAGUGGCCCUCUAUCGCCCAAGCAACCCAGAAGGAGAGCCGGACAGGACAGGAAGCGUUUUCGCUGUGUCCCCAUUGGAGGACGGAUCAGUGUGCCUGUGGGACGUUAAUGGUACCAUCCGCAAACCUGGAGGUAUUGCCGCCAAGAGCGAACCUGGGAUCCUAUUUAUUGAUGGACCAAGGGGUAAUAAUAGCCUGCGCUCAAAGCGGGUCGACAGUGGCGUUACUGAGUGCGUUGCAGUCGACAGCCAUCGCGGUAGGGCAUUUGUAGCGGUUCAGAGUCACCUUCUCGAGGUAGACCUGGAACGGAUGUCAGUCGCAGGUUGCGAGUCUUUCCCAUGGUCAAUCACUACCAUGUCGACUGCCGACCCAGAUCUCCCUCUGACGGUUGGGACUACUCAUGGCUUGCAUAUUUAUGAUCACAGAGCAAGAGGAUCUGCGAUGCAGCGUGUCGAUGAUGGAGAUGGAAUUGAUCAAUUUGACAGGUCGGGGGCCAAUGGCUACUAUGAGAGAUCCAUGCGGGCCCUGUUCGCGGAUGAACCACUGCCCCCGUAUACGUCCCUUGCACAGCCAGGACCACUCAGCAUACUACACCUCGGGGAACUCAGCGGCGCGUCCAACGACAUUUAUGUUGCUGGUCGAUUUUCCAACAUUCUUCAUUACGAUCGGCGAAAAUUUGGCACGAUCAAGGACUCCAUUCAUUCUGGCGCGCGCCUGUGCAGCAUGACGUCUCUUCCAUAUCUCUAUAACCACGUGGCCAGCGAAGCACGACGCAAGGGGCAAAUGUCCAUCGCGGCGGUCAAGGAAAGCAAGGAGCUGAAGGGGCAUACAUUGGUUGCUUGUGGCGAAUACAACACAAAAGGCUCCUUGGAGCUUUACGGCCUUAGAACUGGUGCCUCGUCCUCGUCACCCCUGCUGAGCUCGGAGAAUAUUAAGAACCGCCAGACGUCCUCGCCUUCAAAGCUGCUGUCUGUUUCGAACCAUGGAACCCGUCUAGUUGUUUCUAAUGGGUCCGGCCUGAUCAAAUGGUUCGAGCGUGACGGGUUCACUGAGGUCCGAAAAUGCCGGAUCGGUCAGAAUAGAGCGGCUCAGGAUGCAGGGCCAAGAAUAUUCGGCCCGGCAUCGGGUUGUGAAGAUCUGGCACGGAAACUACUCCCGAUCGCGCACAAUGAGACAAUUAAGAACAAUGAAAUUCUGUUCUGGACUGGCGAGAGACUGGGUCUUGUAAGUUUCUCGGCCAGGUCAGGCUUUACCGCGGACGAAUUUGAGCAGGAAGCCAAGUCGGCAAUGGAGCUCGAACAGGAGCGGGUGGAGCGUGGUUACAGAGAGGGCAUGCGUCUUGCGCUGCAGCGUCAGGCCGAGGAUGUUAGAUUUGUCCGGGGGCUGGGACUCGGGGCUACUAUGUAG